GAGUUAAGAGAGAGAGAGAGAUUAGUAGUGCUACAAUUAUUUUUACAACAAAAGCUAAUUUCUUCUCAUAAUUUGAACAUGGGAGGCAACAACAACAGCAGCAGGCAAAAGAAGGGCUCUUCUUUCUUUAGCUUGUUCAGGUUCAAGAGGAACCGCAGAGUCGACGACUACGCGGUGGAGGACAUGAGGAGAGUGUGGCCUAGCGACGAGGACAGAGGUAGGUGGGUGGCGGAGCCCGGUAUUGAUAGGAAGGCUGAAGCUUUCAUUGCCAAAAUCCACAAGAACAUGAACACUGCCACUGAUUUCGAGCGCAAAACUAUCACCAUUCCUACUGCGGCGGCUGCUGCGUCAAAGGCUUGAUUGAUUGAUGGUGUCUAAUAGAUAUUAGAGUAUUUGAUCAGUUAUUUUGUAAUUUGUUCAUAUUAUGUCAUAUAGUACUCGUUUCUGGUUUGUGUAUUGGAAUAAAAGAUUUGUCCUUUUGUUA
Messenger RNA from Morus notabilis, 484 nucleotides. RefSeq lists its product as uncharacterized. The transcript has a single exon. The record is from RefSeq and is a predicted model, not a curated record. Lineage: Eukaryota; Viridiplantae; Streptophyta; Magnoliopsida; Rosales; Moraceae. Bases 79 to 360 code for a protein of 93 amino acids.